Molecule: messenger RNA, 8525 nt
Organism: Syngnathus acus (greater pipefish)
Lineage: Eukaryota; Metazoa; Chordata; Actinopteri; Syngnathiformes; Syngnathidae
Gene: shank1
Product: SH3 and multiple ankyrin repeat domains 1
Exons: 27
Coding region: 295-7452 (2385 amino acids)
Cellular component (GO): postsynaptic membrane; postsynaptic density; dendritic spine
Molecular function (GO): ionotropic glutamate receptor binding; synaptic receptor adaptor activity
Source: RefSeq, a predicted model, not a curated record
UCACUCCGGGAGGAGGACGGGAUAAACGUUCCUCCAUCCCGUCGAGGAGGAGGAGGAGGAGAGAAGAGAGGGGAGGCAACCUGGUUACCACGGCGCCCGCUCUUCUCAUUCUUCUGUCUUCCACUUUUUUUUUCUCUUUUUCCCACUCUGCUCUCUCUCCUCCCCAACAGCAGCGUCUUGGCUCGUCGCCUCCUCCGGACUUCUCUUCUUCACGUUCGCCAUCAUCAUCAAGAGGAGCUCGACAAGACAGAUCAGCCCAAGAAUGAUGGCGUCGGGGCCGCCUUUGCUGUCGCCAUGACGAUGCCCUUCAGCCCGCUGACCAGCGACGAGGAGCACCAGAGGAUGCUGGGAAACAGCAGACACCCGUACCCGGGGGCGGAGGACGAAGAGGAAGAAGAGGAAGAGGAGGAAGAGGAGGAGAUGGAGGAAGACGAGCGCGACGAGGAUGGUGAGGAGGAGAACGGCGAACUGGAGGACGAGGUCGAGGUCCGGCGAGGUGGCGGCAGGGGCGAGGGGCCCAGGCAGUCGGGGAAAGGCGCCGGACGAGCUGGGAACCCGGGUCACGCAUCCAAUCCCUACUCGGCCAAUCCCCCGCAUCAGCAGCUGGCCAAUCAGCAGCAGCGGAGGCAGAAGGAGCGCACGUCCGGCUCUGGGCCGCCGCCCCCCGAAGACGCCCACAUCGCCAUGAUGGUGUUCCGCAUUGGCAUUCCGGACAUCAAACAAACGAAAUGCCUGCGCUUCAACCCAGACGCGACGGUGUGGAAGGCCAAGCAGCAGGUGCUGUGCUCGCUCACAGAGUCACUGCGAGACGUCCUCAACUACGGCCUCUUCCAGCCGGCCACCGACGGCCAUGACGCCAAAUUCCUGGAGGAGGAGCGACUACUCAAGGAGUACCCGCAGUCCUUUGAGAAGGGUGUGCCCUAUUUGGAGUUCCGAUACAAGACUCGAGUGUACAAGCAGACCAACUUGGAUGAGAAGCAGCUGGCCAAACUGCACACCAAGGCCAGUCUGAAGAAAUUCAUGGACUACAUCCAAACCAACGGUGUGGACAAGAUGAGCAAGUUCUUGGACAAAGGCCUCGAUCCCAACUACCAGGACACUGACACCGGCGAGACGCCGCUGUCGCUGGCGGUUCAGUGCGAGCCGGGCGGCGGCGAGCCCAUCCGGGUGUUGGUGGACGGGGGCGCCCACAUCGACUUCCGUGCCAAAGAUGGCCUCACGCCGCUCCACAAGGCCGUCCGAGGCCACCGCCAUAUUGCCCUGCUGGUCCUGCUAUCUCUGGGCGCCUCCCCGGACUACAAGGACCGUCGGGGUCUGACGCCGCUGUACCACACUGUGCUGACAGGGGGCGACACCUCGUGCUGUGAAACGCUGCUCUACCACCACGCCAAGUUGGGCAUCAGGGACGAGAACGGCUGGGACGAAACGCACCAGGCGUGUCAGAACGGCAAUUCUCAACACCUGGAGCACCUCCUCUUCUACGGGGCAGACUCCACCUCCCAGAAUGCAUCUGGAAACACUGCCUUGCACUUAUGUGCUUUAUACAACAAGGAAAGCUGUGCACGAAUUCUGCUGUACCGAGGAGCCAACAAAGAGACCAAGAACAACAGCGGCCAAACACCCUUCCAGGUGGCCGUCAUGUCGGGUCAUUUCGAGUUGGGGGAGAUCAUCAAAAACCACCGGGACGCCGAUGUAGUUCCCUUCGUGGAGUCUCCAAAGUACGCCCCCCAGAGGCGCGAGAGCACGCACACCCUGACGCUGCCUCACCCUCACCCGUUCCUGCGCGCCAACAGUGACAACAGCAUGAACUUGCCCGAGUGGAUGGCCGUGCCCAACUCGCUGAGCACCAACAUCGUCUCUGUGCAGGGAUUCAAACACACAGGAACCAUUCGCAGCUCCAGCAGUCCCCGCGGGGCCAGGACGCGGUCUCCGUCCCGAGGCAGGAUGGGGGACAAGGACGACCGUAGCCGGCAGCAGAGUCGCAAACAAGGGCCCGCCACUGCCCCGGCCGCCACCGGCACAGCCAGCACGCAGACGGCGGGCCAGCGCCGGCGCUUAUACAGCGCCGUGCCGGGACGCGUCUUUGUGGCCACGCGGGCGCACUCGGCCCAGGGCGAGCGGGAAAUCAGCUUUGGCAAGGGCGACAGGGUCAAAGUGUUGAGCGUGGGCGAAGGAGGCUACUGGGAGGGGACGGUCCGCGGUCGCACCGGCUGGUUCCCCUCCGACUGUGUGGAGGAAGUCUUGCUCCGAAGUCAAGAAGGCAAAUCUGAGAGCCGCGGGGAGCGCGCCAAGCGUUUGUUCCGACACUACACGGUGGGCUCCUACGACAGCUUUGACGCUCCCAGCGACUACAUCAUCAAGGAGAAGACGGUGCUUCUGCAGAAGAAAGACAGCGAGGGCUUCGGCUUUGUGCUGAGAGGUGCCAAAGCUCAGACCCCCAUCGAGGAGUUCACCCCGACGCCCGCCUUCCCCGCCCUGCAGUACCUGGAGUCAGUGGAUGAGGGCGGUGUCGCUUGGCGGGCCGGCCUUAGAAUGGGCGACUUCCUCAUCGAGGUCAAUGGUCAGAACGUGGUGAAGGUGGGUCACCGGCAGGUGGUCAACAUGAUCCGGCAGGGCGGCAACAGCCUGAUGGUCAAGGUGGUCAUGGUGACCCGCAACCCCGACAUGGAGGAGGGCGCCCGCAAGAAAAUCCCGCAGCAAAGCAAGAGGCUGAGCACACCCGCCAUCGCUCUGCGAUCCAAGUCCAUGACGUCCGAGUUAGAGGAGAUGGUGGAAAGAGCUGCCACCCCGUGGAAAAAAAAGUCAGAACUGGAAUCGUCCCAAGUGGCUGAGAAGAAGCGGACCGUCUAUCAGAUGGCUCUGAAUAAAUUAGAUGAAAUUCUUGCAGCGGCUCAGCAGACAAUCAGCACCAACGAGGCGGCGGGGACGCGGGGACAGGGGCCCAAACGGGACAGAGGGCGGACUUUCUAUAGCAACGAGCCAAACUACGCGGACCAGGCCGGCCCCGCAUCAUCCGGCCUGGUCCUGGCCUACGAGCGGGGCCACUACGCCUCGCCUCACGGCCCCCCGCAUGGUAUGCUGCGGCAGAAAUCCAUUGGAGUGCCCGAGGAGGAGAAGCAGUUCCUGCAUCCCCCGGGUAUGAAGUUUGCCCGAAGUCUGUCAGUGCCUGGCCCGGAUGAAAUCCCGCCACCCCCAACCACUGCACCACCGGACCCUCCCUAUUCCUCCGCGCCGCCCUUUGGUUGGAGAGCCAAGGCCUCCCAGCAGCCCUCGGUCUCCGUGUCGCAGUCCAUGGUGGCUUCCUCGUACUACCAGCCCUACUCGCAGGCAGUACACUUAACCCAACUGGGCAGGGAGAGGACAGGCGGCACAGCAGUGGACUACUCAACUUUCUAUUCCCAUGUGGGCACACACACUGCCCAAAGCAGGACUGCUACGCGUAAGGUUGCCAAUACUGGAGAGCCUCUCGGUGGUGGUGGUGGCGUCAAAGCGGCUGGUCUUCGGAGGGGCUACAGCAGCGCCAUCCCCCCAUCCAGCAUUGCGACAGUCAUGCCGCAGCAACAGCAGACGGGUCAACCGCAACGGCUAGAGCGCAGCGCAACAGGAGCAGGGGGUCCUAAAGGUGGCGCUCGGAGAGGCAAGGGUCCCCUGGUGAAACAAUCCAAGGUGGAGGACCUGCGAGCAGCCCAGGGCACACUCGCGGGCAAAGUGGAAAAGAGCUCCAUCCCCAUCCCCACUAUCAUCGUCAAGGCCCCGUCCACCAGCAGCAGCGGGCGUAGCAGCCAGGGCAGCAGCGUGGAGGCCGACACACCCGCUCCAGGGGAGGCGGAUGAAUCCAAAGCUCAUCAUGGUCCUCCUUCUCGUACCCCUGCCUCACAGCCCCCUGCGCCUCCCUCCAUUCCAGCGCCGCCACCGCCAUCGCUGCCGUCCAUGCGAGCCCAGGAUGGGCUGGACUUUACCAGCCAGUUUGGGGCAGCCGUCGUUGGUGCGGCUCGUCGGGACCGCGAACGCUUUCACGAAGCCCGCAGGAAGAGCGCCUCCCUAUUCAUGUCCGCAGACGAAGACAUGGGUCUGGGUAGUGACAGCAUGGGAGGACUAACGCGGGCUCACCUGUCGCAGCAGCAGCUCAACACACAAACUGAAAGUUCAAACUCCAAGCUUCGGCCUUCAAAGUCCAUUGACGAUGGCAUGUUCUCCGGGGACACCUUCAUCCACCACACCCGCAGCAUGCCUCCAGCCUUUGGACUACCGGAAUACUCUUCGCCCGCCCUGGACUAUCAGCCCAAGUCUGUUCCUGCCGACCUGUACACCGCUGCAGGCAGACAGCCCGCCCCGUCUUCCACUUUCAUUCACCCGCUGACAGGAAAAGCUCUGGAUCCCACGUCGCCUCUCGGGCUCGCCCUGGCAGCCAGAGAGCGCGCCCUACGAGACGACAGUCGGUUGAGAAGGGGCCCGGAGCGCCCCUUCAUCCGCCAGAUGUCCAGCGUAGUCUUCCCUUCGUCUACUGUCACCUCGCAGCCGGUCUCGUCCUCCGCCCAGUCCUCCAGCUCCUACUUAGUUACUUCCUCUUCGCUGGCUGCCACCACUCCUUCCGUUGGACGUCCACCCUCACCGAGAAUCCUCAGAGGGGGCGUGUGGGCCGAGGAGGGGGGCGGAGGUGUUGAAAGAGAACGGGAAGCGGGCGGCACUCGCGAGGGGCUCAGAGUUCGCUUCUCGGAGGACAAAACGGUCCACACACACCCGUACCAGUCCCAAGGGUAUCAGCCCAGCUUCAAGGAGAGAGAGCGGGAGCGGUCGAGGGAGCGAGAGAGGGAGGCCUCUCGGGAACAACAGCGGGAGAAAGAGCAGGAAGUCUACAUGAGGAGGGCGGAACAGGCCGCUAAUGAGCAGGCAUCCCAGCAGCCUCGGCGGCCCUCAUUCCUCAGGAUGGAGAGUCAAGCCGACGCUUACAUCUCGUCCCGCACCACGACCUCCACUUUACCAACCAGUACUCAGCAGACGAACGGUUCUUCUGGGAACACCGGGUCUGGCCUGAUGGUUCUUCCGCCGCCCGCCCCGUCGGUAGAUGCAGAUGAUGAAUUUGUCUACGCAGACCCCCUCCCACCGCCGUUAGAGUUUGCCAACAGCUUCGAUAGGGGAUACUCGCAACGCCGGCUUCUCCCCAACAUAAGCCAACAGAAGGCACCGCCUCCUCCACCUCCCCCACCACCGCCACCGCCUCCACCUGUCCAAAAAGAACUAUUUGGAAGUGCGUUUCCCACUCACACGCCCCUGCCGUCGCCCCAGGCGGGCGACUCCACCGCCUCUAGCCUCACGUCUUAUGACAGCGAGGUAGCUAAUCUGACCCAAUCGGCUCACUCCCCCUCUCAGACAUCGCCCAACCCACCACCUCGCCACUCACCUUCGAUCCUGCAGCCCACGUCAACCAGCGGACCUCCGCCCGCCGUGUCCCCGCCCCCAGGCGCCUAUCACAGACCCUUAUCCGUGUCCCAUCCUCACCACCUAUACAACAGCACCCAUGCUCCGGGGCGCUCCUCGCCCACGCCCCCGCUCACCGUAACGCCGCCCCCCGCCUACCGGGGCCCCCCAGCCCUUUCCUCCACGGCUGCCACCUCCGCCCCUCUGCGGGGCACCACUUCAUUUGCCACGACCACAAGCUGUGCCACCACAACCGCCGCUGCUGCCACCACAACAAGCACCUCCACACAGCUCUACCAUGAGCGAACGCAUGCCACAUACACCACCCCCAUUCAGAGCACUCACCACAGGACAGGGGAGCGUCACCGCCCGCCCCCCGCCGCCAAAAAGGGAGAAUCCCAGGAAACAGUGGUCGACUCUGGGAUAGAAGAGCUGGACAGCCGCAGUAGUAGCGACCACCACUUGGACAGCAUCCUGGCUAACGUUCGGGCUGACAGGUUGGAGCGAGGGGAAAGGGUGGGCAGUCGGUUAGCAGGCGGGACAGCAGAAUCGGGGGAACGUGGAGAUUUUCUCGAGUCGUACAUGAGCUACUUGGAUGGCCAAACUUUUGAGAUGCAGAAUGCCACAGCAGCAGCGUCAACCUACCCGAAAAGCAGCCGGUUCAGAGAGGGAAGUCGAGGGGGCGAGCUCCACAGACAGACCAGCACCGCCCCUGCGUCCUUCCACUCCAGAAGGCGAAGAGACGAACAUGAACGGGAAGAGCAGGAGGGUGAGGAGGGCGCCACGACGGAAGAUGAAAGCGGCCAGGACGGCUACGCCAUGAGGGAAAUGCAGAACUUAGGGCGUCCCAGCUCACCUUACUUUGAACGCCCGCGCACUCCCGAAAUGAAGCCUCUCUGGGGUGAAGGACAGAUGGGCGGUGAGACCGGGGGGCAGUUCAGGGCACUCUUGGAGGGGAAGAAGAUUUACCCUCCGGCAUCGAGUAUGAAGCCAAACAUGAUCAAUGAGCUGAACAGUAAACUGCACCAGAGAACUAAGGACAAUUGGAGCAACCAGAGACCCCUGAGCAGACACAGAUUCUCAGAAGAUUCAGUCUCAGCUCUGAGUCCUCCGUCGGCUCGCUCGCAGUCACCGUCGCCAAUCUCUUUAUCGCAACCUUCCCUUUGCCCGUCCCCGACCCCCACCUCCCAGUACCCCGACUGGGGGCGUUCGCCAUCCCCUCAGCCCACCGCCCCCUCGCAGCCUCCCCGCUCGCAUUCCCCGCUGUCCCCGACGUCAUAUUCCCCUUAUCCGACUUCCCCCAAGCACAGACCCGUCUACCGGACCAAAGCGCUUGAGUUCCAGUUCAUCCCAAACCGUGAGUCCCGCAAGGACCCUCACAUGCUCCAGCGCAGGCGGGCACCCAGUCCUCUAAUCUCCCCAUCAGAGAGGCCCAAAUUGGGGCCCCCCCGUCCCUCGUCCCUCCCUCUGCUCCCGACUUCUCCCCUGUACAGUGCCAUGUAUGAUCUACGGGGCUCAAUCACCCCACCCUCGCACGGCAACACUCUCGGAGACCCCUACUUCUCUCCCUCACCGCCCCUUUUUGCACCUUCCGGGGCCCCUCCUCCUCCAAACUCCACCUUGGUUGUUUCCCGCUCUCUUUCUCCCACUCACUUCCUGUCUGGGACAUCCUCUCCUCCCCUGCACCCGCCCACCUGUCUGAGCUACCCCCACCUGCCUCCCCCGACCCCGACCAAGCCCUUCGCCUCCAAGCCGCUGCCCUACUGGACCAAGUACGACGUGGCCGAUUGGCUGGGCUACCUGAAUCUGGCCGAGCACCGUGAGCGCUUCCUGGACAAUGAGAUCGACGGCACCCACCUGCCCUCGCUCACCAAGGACGACUACCUGGAUUUGGGCGUUACCCGUGUGGGCCAUCGUAUGAACAUCGAACGGGCCCUGAGAUCGAUGAUAGACAGGCUUUCCAGCAGCCACUUCCCCAUGUCAGUCCUCUCUCCUCGGGAUGAGGGAAGAAUGGAUGAUGGGAGUCACAGUUGAGGUGGCGGUAGAGGAGAUAUUCAAAGGAGUUGGUGGAUUGCCCCAAAAAUUAUCAUGUGGUGUCCCAAAAUGGAAUCAUCGGGAUAUGUCGGGACUAACCAAGGGCUCCCCUCCCCGUAUGCGACCCGCUCAUCUCGAAAGGACAUCACAAUACCAGGACUGACCAAUGCAACGGUAGGAAUUCCAAAUCGGGAGCUGGAAAAGCUUUUUGGUUGACGCUGGAGAAUAUAUCCAGGCUUACCUCAGCGCUGUGAUCCGACGUCACUUUUAAUGACAAAUGUACAGACUGAUGGUCACUGUAUCACGUUGUUGUAGCAUAAACAAGUGCCCAGACCCACAACAUCAAAAUGUUGCACACACUAAGGAAAGCCCUUUUGAGUGUUGAGUCCAUAUCAUACUAGUGCAAUGGUCCUCGCUGUUAAGACAAUUCAGCACACUAGCAGAACAAUUGUCUAACUAGUGAUGUGUCUUCCACUCGUGACUUCUACUCCUGUGUGACAUUUUUUGCGCACAAGUAGAACAAGUACAAGGUCACUCGUGUUCUACCAGUGCAAAGAUAUGUCACACAAUACUGGAAGGCAGAGACAGAAAAAUGUAAUUCACUUUUCCCCCCUAUCGUUCUACUCGUGCGCUGAAUUGUACUAUUAGAGGCUGCAAAUAGGGUACUAGUGCACAGACCAUUCAGGGCACUCGUAGGAUACCUAACUAAACCCAAACGGUUUACACACAUAAACAGACUUAAAUGCAAACACAGAAAAAAAACUUUAUGGGACGCAUACAGGUAUAUAGAGUAUAUAUAUAUAGAGCUAUAUCAUAAGUAUUUGGAUAAUUAAUAGCGAAGAUUGAGGACUUCCUGUGAGGCAAAACAACUUCCUGGAUACAAACUGCCAUGUUCCUCUCUUUCUUCCCAUCCAAGAGGACUCCUUUUACUACUCGGAUUCUUCGUACAAGUUUUUACCAGGCCGGCCGACGGACGUCGUUAGCGGGGAGAUUUUAUUUCGCCGUUGUCGUCCUUACUGUUAUUCCCACGUACGCUUUGAGUACCAGACAAAGUAUUUUUGCAUUCAAGCACA